AUGGCCGACGCACUUUCACGAAGGUAUGUUCUACUUGCUACUUUAGACGCCAAAUUGCUAGGAUUUGAAUACAUCAAAGAGUUGUAUAUGAAUGAUAGUGAUUUUAGUAAUGUUUAUCAUGCAUGUGAGAAAGUUGCUUUUAACAAGUUUUAUAGGCAUGAUGGGUACUUGUUUAAGGACAAUAGGUUGUGUGUACCUAAUUGUUCCAUGUGUGAGUUGUUUGUACGUGAAGCACAUGAGGGUGGCUUGAUGGGUCACUUUGGUGUAACUAAGACUUUGGAUGUUUUACAUCAAGUUAAAACCGCAUGGUUUUCUCAGAUGGCUCACUUCAUAGCAUGUAAUAAAACUAAUGCUGCAUAA
This is a messenger RNA of Mangifera indica (mango), 360 nucleotides long. RefSeq lists its product as uncharacterized. The transcript is spliced from 2 exons. Bases 1 to 360 code for a protein of 119 amino acids. The record is from RefSeq and is a predicted model, not a curated record. Lineage: Eukaryota; Viridiplantae; Streptophyta; Magnoliopsida; Sapindales; Anacardiaceae.